AUGGAGGCUAUUGGUUUCCCUCUUGUCACUCCGGCAUAUUUGGACUGAAUGGUGAUUGAUGGAGUGAUAGAGCGAGGAGAGUCGAAAGAGGGGAGAGAGAGAGAGAGAGAGAGAGAGAGAGAGAGAGAGAGAGAGAGAGAGAGAGAGAGAGAGGUGGUUGAGCCUAUCCGGAGGAAGAAGAAGAAGCCUCAGCAGUUAACACUUGGCAGAGCGGCUCCACGCAGCCAGCAGUCUCAUGAAGGUUGUUUUUUUUUUUCUUUUUUUUUUUAAAUUAUCUGAUAUUGCAGUUUCUUUUUUUAAAAAAAUAACAUCUCGUGAUGUCUGUGUAGUCUCGGACACGCGGAUGGGAAUGGGAUUUUCUUCCACGUAACUUAGCGGGCAGCAGCAGCAGUAGCAGCGGCGGCGGCGGCAGCAGCAGUUGUUGGACCCGGCGUUUCUUUUUUUUUUUUUUUUUUUUUCCUCCCCCAGCGCCUCCUCGGCUCGCAGCGGAUUUUACAAAGCCUCCCCAGAGAGCCUGCGAUGAGAUCCAGCACCCCGGACAGAGACUGAGCCCCUUUUCAGCACCCUGGACAGAGAAUAACCGUCCUCUGGAGAAUCUGGCCAAUCAGAUGAAGCAACAGACGUUCAUUGUUCACAGUCCUGAGGAACGGUCUGAUCAGGCGCCAUGAGUGAAAACACCUGUGCGGAUGUGGAGCAGGCUGUGGAGAGGCUGGCACGUGGCGAGAAGGAGGAGGGGAAGGAUGGAUCUUCAGCCCGGUGUAAGAGCAUCCCCCCAGGGAGGCCGGCGUCGGACGCAAGGCCUCAUGGGCCGUUGACCUGCUGUCUUCUGUGAUUUAUGGCGGCUGGGGGCCUCUGGCCACUGCAGACUCCUCUCCUCGCUCUCCUCCGUUUCCCUUCGCACACACUGCGGGAGUGCAAGGAGCCACACACACUGCACCACCGGCUACAGGAGUAUCCAAAGAGGGAUUUCUCGCCUGUGCUGAGCUGCGGCGCAGGCGCGCACACAUCCACCGCUUCCCACACCGUCUCAUGCAAAAAUAAACCGCUCCAUAAACAUUCCUCCGCUGCGGCACCGUGUCCCGCAAUCCCAUCACACGUGCGUUAGACAGAGCCCGCUCUCAGAGUAUUCUCCAUUCAACUGUGCGCGGAUUACCAUCAGUCAUGGUGUGUCAGCUGUAGAGCCCUCGGUGUAGCCGCUGCUCACAGGCAGAGGCGGAUCAAUGGAAGUGCGCUGAGUAACGAGGUGACGUUCCUGUUUUCACAUGGUCUGAGAGCAAUCAGCAGGCCGCACAUCUCCGCUGAAUCCACACACGUCACAGCCCCUGCACUGCAAUAACCAUCCUCCUCUAUGGACUGUUAGUGCCGUUACUUAUGGUAUUAUUUAAAUAUUCGACACACUAGCUGGACAUUUGCUCCUGUGCACACCAGAGCUGUCAGAGCACCUUAAAUACCCUUUUAUCCCCCUGCUGCCGUAGAAGGUCCGGAGCACACACAGUGCCGUAUUUACCUUCUGGACUAUUAUUGCUUUUGAAAGCUGGGGACUGAGAGUGAGAGCCAGCAGGUGCCCUCGCCAUGGUGUUGCCACCACCAGACAAACGCCACGUGUGCCUGACCACCAUCGUCAUCAUGACCAGCAUGGCCUUCAUGGACGCCUACCUGGUGGAGCAGAACCAGGGUCCCAGGAAGAUCGGUGUGUGCAUCAUCGUGCUGGUAGGGGACGUGUGCUUCCUCAUAGUGCUGCGAUACGUGGCGGUGUGGGUCGGCGCCGAGGUGCGUACGGCCCGACGAGGAUACGCCAUGAUCCUCUGGUUCCUGUACAUCUUCGUCCUGGAGAUCAAGCUCUACUUUGUCUUCCAGAAUUGCAAGGCAGACAGGAAGAGCUUGGAGACAGUGGCCCGGAAGGCUUUGACAUUACUAUUAUCUGUAUGUGUUCCAGGCUUGUACUUGGUUCUAGUGGCUCUGGAUAGUAUGGAAUAUGUGAGAACUUUCCGUAAGAAGGAGGACAUGAGGAGUCGUCUGUUCUGGGUGGCUCUGGACCUGCUGGACCUGCUGGAUAUCCAAGCCAACCUGUGGGAGCCCCAGCGGACAGGCCUGCCCAUCUGGGCCGAGGGCCUGAUGUUCUUCUACUGCUACAUCCUGCUGCUCAUCCUGCCCUGCGUGUCGCUCAGCGAGAUCAGCAUGCAGGGGGAGCACAUGUCGCCCCAGAAGAUGAUGCUGUACCCAGUCCUGAGCCUGGUCACCAUAAACGUGGUCACCAUCCUCAUACGAGGCGUAAACAUGGUGCUGUUUCAGGACAGCCGCGUUUCCACCAUCUUCGUCGGGAAGAACGUGGUGGCCAUCGCCACCAAGGCAUCCACCUUCCUGGAGUACCGCCGGCAGGUGAAGGAGUUCCCCCACCCGCAGAACGCCAUGGCGCUCGAGCUGCAGCAGAACUCUGUCAGCCACACGCAGCCGCUGCCCAACGCCACCAGUUUGCCACAUGAACCUUCGCCCGCGCAGGACGUCAUCGACACAUGACCGCCAGUGCCGGAACGAGCUCUGGACCAUUAGAAAACUGACUGCUUUUUUUAUGAAAGCAACAGGAGUGGAGGUAGAUAGAGAAAUCAGCUGCAUGACAGGAUGAGAUUCUGCUCUUGUCAAGCCCACAUGAGCUGCUGUGAAACCAUAAAAGAGAUUUUCAGCAUCACCUGCCUGUCAGAACAUACUGUAAACCUACACUUGAUUCUCUGAGUGCAGCGUGCAGACUUUAGAGAUCAAGUCCGAGGUUUUUAUUGUGCUAUGGUGUUUUUAAUUGUUUCCAAUGUUUUAAAAGUUCAAACUUUUAUUAAGAGACAAUCUCCACGCUGCACAGCCCGGUGACAUUAUGUUGUGUAAAAUGGACGGCUGGUUCCCCCCCGGUGAGUAUCUUGUAUUUUUUAAAGGUCACUUUUUCGACAGUGUGGCAUUUCCUUUGAAUUCCAGCACCAAAGGACAAACCACUCAGUGUGAAGCGCUGACGGAGAGGAGGGGCAGAGAGUGACAGGGGUCAGUCAUGGGGGGCAGACCGUGCUGUGCUGCAGAGCGAGGCUGGUGGCAGACGAGUGCGAUUCCCUUCUGUGUUUGCUUCUGCUGAGAAAGGAGCUCUGUGGGAGCCACUGCCUCGGUCAGCACCGGAGCUCAGCACUUACACCAACCACUGCAGGCAUCCAAGCGUGUGUUUUACCCUGCGUGUAUCUGUGUGUGUGUGUGUGUGUGUGAGAGUGUGUGUGUGUGUGUGUGUGUGUCUGAGAAGGCACCUAUGGAGUGUGUAUGCCAUGUCUGCCACAGGAGGUUUAGGCUACUUGAAAUUGUAUUCGGAGCAGACGCGAGUGAGGUCGGCGCGUGUGGUGAAUCGCAAAUGAGACAAAAUACGUAGAGAUGUCAGAAGAAGAAAAGAAAAAGAAAAAAAAAAACAAUCUGAUUUUAUUUCCGUCCUGUACAUUCCUAUAAAAGCUAGCUCAAGCCUUGACGUCAGAGAAUGCAGAGAUCAGAGUCCACAGAGCGCCUCACUGAAGAAUUGACAAAAGAUGAAAACAAUAACAUGCGAACAGAAAAUACUUUUUUCUGAUGUUACUCAGUUUAUUAUCCUGAUUAUCGUUAUUAUUAUAUUAUUAUUAUUAUUAUCAUUAUUAUUAUUAUGUACAUUCUUUACUUGUUGGAGGCAAAUGAUGUUUUAAUAAAAGUAUAAAUAAAAGAAUAAUGACAAGCGCAUGGUUUCUU
Acanthopagrus latus (yellowfin seabream) is the source of this 3738-nucleotide messenger RNA. RefSeq names its product transmembrane protein 121Ab (gene tmem121ab). The coding region runs from base 1573 to 2517 and encodes 314 amino acids. The transcript is spliced from 3 exons. NCBI's taxonomy places the organism in Eukaryota, Metazoa, Chordata, Actinopteri, Spariformes, Sparidae. The record is from RefSeq and is a predicted model, not a curated record.